This is a messenger RNA of Anopheles cruzii, 1400 nucleotides long. Its product is annotated as sodium/hydrogen exchanger 8-like. Gene Ontology annotation, biological process: proton transmembrane transport. Lineage: Eukaryota; Metazoa; Arthropoda; Insecta; Diptera; Culicidae. The transcript has 3 exons. The record is from RefSeq and is a predicted model, not a curated record. Gene Ontology annotation, cellular component: Golgi apparatus; membrane. Gene Ontology annotation, molecular function: sodium:proton antiporter activity.
AUGGUGUUGAGUAAGUUCGUGUUUAAUAAGGAUUCAAAGGGCAUUCAUCUGUCCGGAAUCAUGGCGAUCCUGUUCUGUGGCAUCGUGAUGUCGCACUACACGCACUUCAAUCUUUCGACGGUUACGCAAAUCACUAUGCAGCAAACGAUGCGUACGCUCGCCUUCAUCGCCGAAACGUGCGUGUUCGCGUACCUCGGGCUGGCCAUUUUCUCCUUCAAGCAUCGCUGCGAGCUAUCAUUCGUCAUCUGGGCGAUCGUGCUGUGUUUGCUCGGCCGGGCUUGCAACAUCUUUCCUCUGGCGUGGUUGGUCAAUCGAUUCCGCGAGCACAAGAUCACCAACCGCAUGGCGUUUAUCAUGUGGUUCUCGGGGCUGCGUGGCGCCAUUUCGUACACCCUGUUGCUGCACAUGCAGUUCUCCACCGAGGAGUCACGGCACGUCGUCAUCACCACAACGCUUAUCAUCGUUCUUUUUACGACACUGUUCUUCGGUGGCUCGACAAUGCCGCUUAUGAAAUAUCUGCAGGGCGGGAAGAAAGUGAAACGAUCGUCUCGGGCUGGUCGUGCCGGUCGCUAGCGCAAGGAGAAGGCACUGUCGCUGAGUAAAACGCGCGAAUGGGGGCAGGCCAUCGAUUCCGAGCACCUGUCCGAGCUAACAGAGGAAGAAGAGGUCAGCUUCACGCAGUCCCGUAUCGGCGGGUUCGCCCGAUGGGAUCGAAAGUUUUUCACACCCUUCUUUACGCGCCGCUUUACGCAUCAGGAGCUACACGAUUGUAAAAGCCAAAUGGCUGAUCUCACAAAUAAAUGGUACCAAGCGAUAAGGAUAUCGCCAGACGAUCAGGACGAAGAAGACGACGACGAUGGUGACGCAGACGCCGGUUCGGAACGUUCCACGACAAACAUCGUGUUUCCCGCACCGUCCGGUCGUGCUGGGAAAUCCUGAUGCCCCGAUAUGGUUGGUCGUGGAAUACGGUCCUUGCCGGUACCCAGCUCCCCAACGACCGAUGUUAUCGAGCCACGAAGCUGUGAAGAAAACCCCAGUGCCACUAGGCUCUACGAUACGUCUCCUUUACGCACAGUUGAUUUUUUGUGAACGCUUCCGAACGGGAACUACGGCAGGUGAUAGCGGAUGUAGGAAACAAGGAUAUACGUAGUUUAAUACUAGUUCGAACUGUUAGACCGCCGUGGUAGAGAAGCGAAAGGAUCGGAGUGAUUAAUGACUGCUCCGCUGCCAAACGGGUGAUGGGUUCGGUACAGGAAGUGUUUCUUGAUUAUUUUACUUUUUUCCAAAAAACGUUUAAAGAAAUUGCUUGUAUGUUAAUCUAUUCUACGGUGAUAAUUCGCUAGUCAGUGUAACAAAGGUAUAAAACGAGUAUUAUCAGGGAAUGAAACUCGUACACAAAA